AUCCCCUUUCUUUCACUUGCGAAAGAGACGAACAAACGCAAAACAGUCGAAGGAAGAUGAGGAAAUUCGAUCCAUGGCCGGUGUUUUUCAGGCGAGAAUGGAAGAGGAACUGGCCGUUCCUUGUUGGUUUCGCCAUAACUGGCGCCGCAAUUACCAAGAUGACUGCCGGAUUUUCUGAGGAAGAGGUGAAGAAUUCUCCCUUCGUGCAGAGGCACAAUCGGUAUUUUCUCGGAACCCUAAUUUGCGCACAUCUUCUUGGAUUUGCAUAUCAAUUAGAUCUAGUAUCUCAUAUGGUUUCGUUUGUCUGUUGAUUUGUGUUUUUAAUAUGUAAAAUCCACAAAUCUUUUGAAGAUGAUUGUAGAUUUUGAUAUUGGGUUUCUGAUUUCUGAUUUGGGGUUUCUACAUUUACAUGAGUGUGGCAGUCAUAAAUUGUUUCAAUGUUGCUUAUUUCUCACUAAUGGCUAUUCUUUUUUAGUGAGAAUUGAGCAUUUUUACCAUAAUCUUGUAGUAAUUAAGCUUCUUUUUCUCUAGAUGUUAUUGUAGAAUCACAUAUAUUGUUUAUGUUCUAGAGAUUUUACAUUCGAGCAUACUUAUAUUUCUACAGCUGACAGAUAUAUUUGGUUUUUCAGUAAUUGUUCUCUAGAUUGUUGAUUUAGAAUAUAGGAAUGUGCUUGACAAGCUAAUGCUGUGCCUGCUGCAGGUGAAUCCUUUAAUGGGGAGAUUAGUGGCAUUGGAAAAUGUGAGAUGUUUUUCAUUUGUGCAAAAUAACAGAUGCUGCUGUUAGUUUACCAGCCGUUUGAAUCAAGCUUUAUUGGUACUUCUCAGUAUGUAUCAAUACUUGGAUGGAUUUUUUGUGAUGUUGUUUACUUCUUAUAUAUGAACAUGAAUUCUUUUUUCGUAGCAUCUGGGUUGCAAGCUUUUCCCUUCUUUAAUUUGGAAUGCUAGAAACCUGUUCAUGUACUGAUUAGUACUUGUCGUAUAAAAGCUUACAUGAAUUUCCAGAUUGGGUAACUCUCAUCUGGACUGGCUGAGAUCAA
Cucumis melo (muskmelon) is the source of this 1037-nucleotide messenger RNA. RefSeq names its product ATP synthase small subunit 6, mitochondrial-like. Lineage: Eukaryota; Viridiplantae; Streptophyta; Magnoliopsida; Cucurbitales; Cucurbitaceae. The transcript is spliced from 2 exons. Bases 57 to 311 code for a protein of 84 amino acids. The record is from RefSeq and is a predicted model, not a curated record.